AAAGGUCAAUAAUAAGUCAUCGUGUGACUCGUUUUAUUAACGGCAUUUUCUUAUUUAUAGUUAGAUUAGACAGGCCUUCACAAAAGGGCAUUCCAUUACCAAAAAAUGUGUACUUUGGUCACCUAGGUGUAAAGCAGUGUGCGCGCAUUAACUCUUAAGUUACAGUAGAAGAUUGGUUGAAUGAACUCUUAUCAGGUAACCCCCAGAACCGACAUGAUCAUGGUAAGCAGGUUUUAGGUUAAUCAACCGAAAGUUCAGAGUUUCGCUAAUGGUAAGUUAACUCCGCUUUCUGGAAUACACCCCUGGUCGAGUACUAAAAUGCUUAUCUAACUUAUCACUCCGCUGUCUUUUUAUGUCAUAUUUGAAUUUGUUACAAUUAGCUAAUAAAAUAUUUCAAAUCAGUAUUUGUGUCUGUCUACUGUAAGCUGACUAGCGCUCCCUAAAGGAAUUUAACUGGUGUCACGGCUUCUUCAAAUGUUUUUAAGAAGCACAUCACUUCCUAACGUUACUCCCUUUCCGUUUUCAUUACUGUAACUGUAUGUGCUCGGAGUGCCAACCAAGGUGCCUACUCCUGAAACAUGAAUGUUUACAGACUCGCCGUUAGUUUAUGCUGUCUGAUGAUGGUCGAAGAUUUGGGCGAGUGCAGGCUGAUGCGCAGGAGACGCGAGGACUGUGAGUACGGGACUUACCCACUAAAGGGGAAAACCUGCUGCCUCUGCCCCUCCGGUUUCAGUGCCAAAGACUUCAAUAACUGUACCUACAACGUUGUAACAAAUUGCGAACCAUGUGGGCCUAACUCCUUUACAACACAACCAAACAGUGAUUCCAGUUGUCACAGCUGUAAAAUCUGUGAUCCUAAUGCUGGAAUGGAGACAAAAGAAAAAUGUUCGCCCUCUUACGACACUGUCUGUGUGUGUACAGAGGGUCACUACUGUGACAAAGGUGACCUAUGCAGGGUGUGUCAACCUUGUGACACGUGUGAGGAAAGAGGAGUAAAAAUACAAUGCACUGCUACCAACAAUACCGUGUGCAACGAUGCUGUUGAUUCUAAUGGCAAAAUUAUUGGAGCUGUUAUAGGUGUUUCAGUGGCACUUUUGGUCGUGGCUUUGAUAGUGUUUGUUCUAUGGAGAAAAAAGAUUUGUUUUAAGGACAAAACAGAGGAAAAGACAGUCCCACCGGAAGAACUCAUAGAUGUUGACCUGAAUCCUUACAUCGAAGAAAUUGCUUCAAUUAUGAAACCAGCAAUGAUGAGAAGGGUUGCCCGGCGCACUGGCAUGCCUCUCGUCGACAUUGAACAACAUCAGGAAAACCACCCAAAAGAUGUGAAGGAACAGACCUACAGACUUCUGCAGGGCUGGUAUGAGUUUCAGGGUUUGAGCAAAGCCUACCCAACCCUUCUCAAAACACUUCAGGAACAGGGGCAUAAAACAACGGCAGAUCAGAUAAGGAAAAUCGUCAAGAGAGACGAGGCUACAGCUAAGUUAAAGACUGUAAACGAAAACAGUAUACUUUAAAAUAAGAUCAAUCUGUCAGAGCUACAGUAUAGUCUUGUGGUCAGCACUUUGACAUGUAACACAGCAGUGCUUGGAUAGCCGGAUUUCAAAGUCUGGUUUGAGUCCUGUUCUCUUCCGUUGUUUCAUGUUGAUCUUUACUGGAUUAUCUAAUAGGACUGGGCAAAAAAAAUGUUUUUUCGAUUAAUUUUUUUUAACCUGGUCGAUUCAAAAUCGAUUAUCAAAGGCCACGAUUUUUUUAAAUGAAAUAACUUGAUCCUGUUUGAUCAAGGAAUGACUUUUUUCAGCAUACAUUUUUCAUCUUGCAUCAAAAUUGUAUUAUAUUUAACAUAAUUGUAUGCAUUUGAAAAUAAGAGAUGGGUUCUGUUUUAAUGUACCCAAGUGUACCUAAAAUAAAAGAGUUUAAUAUACAGGUUUGUGGCUAUUAAUUUCUUUUGAUUAAUUACCCUUGUAAACUUAUGUUCACUGUUCUUUUUUAUAAAUAUAGUAUUUGUAUUAAAUCUAUAUUCAUUGAGUCACACUGAGAAUCGAGCAUAAAAACCGAUCCAAGAAUCAGAAUCGAAAGGAGAAUCGAUCCGAUAGCUUGCGAAUCGAUAUCGAAUCGAUCUGGAACAUCUAAAUCGAUACCCAGCUCUAUUAUAUAAUACAGAUGAAAAAUAAGAUAAGAUAGUGUGCUAGAAGCGUCCUCAUUUCAUAUGUGCCUAGGUAGAGAAGUGUAUAUAUAGAAUAUCGAUAACACAGAUAAUCCAUUUGUUGACAAAAAAUGAAAAUUUGUGAAUGUUUUCUUGAGCUGUAGAGCAGAGGUCUAUGCACAUGUGCCAGACAUGAAAGAGUUGUUGGCUCUCAGGGACUAUUGAGUCUGACCCAGGUCUUUCUCUCACCCUCUGCUUUCCUUUCAACUCUUUACUGUCCUAGGUAAUAAAGGCAAGAAAGCCCUUCCAAAAAAUACUUUAAAAAUACAAAAGAAAUUUUUGGAAUAAAUAGUACUGUAAGGAUGCUUGACAUGUACUUAUUUUAACACUGAUGUGUGUAUGCUGUUUGUAUGGAUGGGUCUGGGGCCCACACUUACAAUAUUGCUCUGGGCCCCAUGAAUUUAUCUAGGGUUCUCGCUACCAUUAAGUGCCUUUAAAAUUCAUCAAACACAUUUUUUACACAAAAGUAAAAUAAGUUUAUUUUAAGUGUUGGGAAUGUGUGAAAGUACAUUUGUUGCAUUUAGGCUUUGUUAUUUUGCCUUGCUUUGCAUUUUAGUAAAAUGGGACUGAUUCCACUUCCAUAUUUAUAUAUGCAUUUAUGAUUUACGCUAGGAGCCGAAUUAUAUGUCUUGAGUAGAUUUACCACUUGCACAAUUGCUUUUAAACCACUGUUUUAAAUGUGUAAUAACACAUAUUACAGCUGUUACAAGUAUGAGUGCAUUGGAAAUAAUUUUCUGCUCCUACUUUAUCUAAGGUAAACGCAAACGGUACAAAUACAAGGACACUUUAUUGUAUUGUUCCAAACUGAACAACCGUAAGAUGUUUUCUAAAAAUAAAAAAUAAAGAUUUGUUUCCCUUCUUGUUUAAAA
Molecule: messenger RNA, 3072 nt
Organism: Paramisgurnus dabryanus
Lineage: Eukaryota; Metazoa; Chordata; Actinopteri; Cypriniformes; Cobitidae
Source: RefSeq, a predicted model, not a curated record